AUGAAAUCAACUACCCCAACAAAAUCAAAGCCAAAAACACUGGAAAAUCCACAGCAACUCCAAGAAGAAUUCAACAAGCGUGCAAUUAAUCUCUUUUAUUCAAUGUAUACUACACCUUCUGUCGAUGAACUUAUGAAUUUUCCACCUGUACAAGAGCAACCACCAACAGAAGGUGCUAAACUCAAAGCCAAAAUAGAAUUUCAUUCUGGUGUCUGUGAUUAUAAGCUUCGUCGUAAAGUUCAAAACUCAGUUUAUCAAUCAAAUAGCGUUCUUGUUCAAUUAGGAGAAACGGUAGAAAGACAGCCUGAUAUAAAGAAUACACAAAUAAUUAAUGCUGAAGAGAUUUUUGCUCCGGAAAAGGCUCAACGUUCUGAAAAGCCACUUUAUCUUCAAAACCAAGAAGAAGACGAGCAAAACUAUGAAAAAAGCAUACACAUUUCACAUAAGCCUCUUAAUAUUCCUGCAAUUGAAAAAGAAUAUAAACAGCGUCUGAAAAAAUCUGAGGAGACUGGAAAGGCGAGAUGCAUGAGAAGAUAUAGAUUCAUCAAAAAGACCGAAAAAGAGCAUAGAGAUUUCGUCAGCUCGUUAUCAAAACCAAGAUCAAAAGCUCAAUAA
Trichomonas vaginalis G3 is the source of this 615-nucleotide messenger RNA. RefSeq lists its product as uncharacterized. NCBI's taxonomy places the organism in Eukaryota, Parabasalia, Trichomonadida, Trichomonadidae. Bases 1 to 615 code for a protein of 204 amino acids. The record is from RefSeq and is a predicted model, not a curated record. The transcript has a single exon.